This is a messenger RNA of Galendromus occidentalis (western predatory mite), 1822 nucleotides long. RefSeq names its product IC cytokine homolog beag. The transcript has 10 exons. Lineage: Eukaryota; Metazoa; Arthropoda; Arachnida; Mesostigmata; Phytoseiidae. The coding region runs from base 46 to 1749 and encodes 567 amino acids. The record is from RefSeq and is a predicted model, not a curated record.
CUAUUAGUGACACCGGUCCGGAGUUCUCCCAGAAUCACCGUCGGGAUGGAGUACUCGAACCCGAUGGCCCCACCGGGCCUCCCCGUUGCAUCAGAAGCGAGCGUCAGAAACAUGACGAAUGCGGACUUCCGGAAACUCAUGAUGACACCGAGAUCGGGAGCCACUGGUGCGGGUCGCCCCGGCACCGAGAGGUCGACCACAGCAUCGAUGCCUGCCCCGAAAACACCUGCAAGCGCUUCACAGAUCGAUCGAAAGAAGAAAAAGCAAUUCUACGCAAAUUUGCGUAAACAAGAGGACGACAAACUGGCUGAGCUCGCGUCAAAGUAUCGAGACCGAGCGAAGGAGCGGCGGGACGGACAAGGAGUUGAUGACGAAGCGAUCACCGCAAACGCGGGCUAUCACGCUGUCGCGCCGGAUCUCAAGUCGAAUCUCAACGCCGCCGAACGCCGUAAGCAACAGAUUCAGGAAUCGAAAUUUUUGGGAGGAGACAUGGAACACACUCAUCUUGUGAAAGGUCUAGAUUAUGCCCUCCUGCAGAAAGUUCGCAGUGAAAUUGAAUUGAAAGAGGAGGUAGAUUUCGAGGAGGCUCUCAGAGUCGAACAGGAAGAGAAACAGAGUCAGGACAAGAGAGCUAAGGAAGAAGUCGAGGAACAGGGGAAGCUGCAGUUCCGCACGGCAAUGGCGAAAAACAUAAAUCGGCUUCUCUUCGCUCAGAACUCGACGAAAGUCGAGCGGAACGAACUCUUUCUACCCCAAAGAAUGGCCUACGUCAUCGAAUUGGAUGAGGGUGAAAGCGAUAUCCCCACGGCUCUGAUCAGGAGCAAGCAAGACUGCCCUGAAAUGGGGCUGGCUUCGACCUCGCUGACGACGAACGAUAUCGUCAUCAACAAACUUACUCAAAUUCUCGGAUACCUGCGAUCUGGGUUGAGUAUUCGCAAGAACAAGAAACGUGUCGGGCUCGAGGAGAAAGAGGAGAAUCAGCCGCGGCCGGACUCGAAUAAGGAACCUCGGAAGCCGAAGGAUUCGGACGUCAGCAUUUUCGACGACGUCGGAGACUAUAAUCCUUCGAAGGAGAAGCGUCGGGAGCGAGAUGAUCGAGAUCGCGACGACAGAGACCACAGACGUCACAGACAAUCUGAUCGACGAAGGAGGGAUCGGGAGAACGACACGAGGCGCGACGACAAGCGAGACCGUGGUCGCGAUGAAAAACAAGAGGCCCGACCGCGGUAUUUCAAGGAUGAACCAGAGGACAAAGGACCCAAAACGCUCGAAGCAGAACAGUCGGAUGCCCUGCUCAAAAACGCUCUGACGUCGAAAGAUCCGAAGGAUGGGCGAUUCAAGGAUAGACUUGCGAAACUCACCCAGCAGGAGGAUUACUACAGCGAGUGUUAUCCUGGGAUGCCUGAAAAUGAUGACGCCAUCGUCGAUUCGGACGAGGAGGAAGAUCUCAGCAAAAUGGACACCGGCAAGAAGAAGGGCCCACUGAAUCGUUGGGAUUUCGAAACCCACGAAGAGUAUGCUGAAUACAUGGACCAGAAGGAAGCCAUGCCCAAGGCAGCUUUCCAAUACGGUGUCAAGAUGACAGAGGGCCGGAAAACCAGAACGACCAAGGCUGCUGGUCCGAUGGGAGGCGCGAGAAAGGAUAAGAUGAAACUGGAUCGUGAGCUUCAGCAGAUCACUCAGAUUCUAGCGAAACGCAAAGGCGGCGAUGGCGAGAAAUCUUCGAAGCAUGCCAAAUAUGACGACUGAUUGUUGGGCUACUUGAUAGCAAUGUUGCACUUUUUGUACUCUAAAUAUCAAUAGAAUAAAUCUGUAUAUCGUU